GUGACUUUAAACGCCGAUGACAGCCCAGUAUGGAGGCAGUUCUAGCCAAAUAUGAAAACCAGAUCAGCGCGUUUUCAGACUAUUUGGAAGAACUGCCAGACUCCGAUGACCCACUGUGGAUGCUUGGAAAAUGUUACAAUGUUAGAACAGAUAAAUCGGAGCUGCUGUCAGACGUGCGUUCCAGACUGUGGUUCACAUACAGAAAGAAGUUUUCCCCCAUAGGUGGUACGGGCCCCUCGUCCGAUGCAGGCUGGGGAUGCAUGCUGCGCUGUGGGCAGAUGAUCCUGGGGCAGGCCCUGCUGUGCAGGCACCUGGGAAGAGAAUGGCGCUGGUCAUUGGACGGAGAGCAGCCGGCGGACUACCACAGAAUUCUGCACUGUUUUUUAGAUAGGAAAGAUAGUUGCUACUCCAUUCACCAAAUGGCUCAGAUGGGGGUUGGCGAAGGGAAAUCGGUUGGAGAGUGGUACGGCCCAAACACUGUGGCCCAAGUGCUCAGGAAACUCGCCCUGUUUGAUGAGUGGAAUUCUCUGGCAGUCUACGUAACCAUGGACAACACCGUAGUGAUCGAGGACAUAAAGAAACAGUGUCUGCAGGCGGAUCGCGAUAUCCGUCCGGCUGCGGGUCGGCCCUCUGCGUCGGGAGAGUCCUCGGAUCAGGGUUGUUCCUCCAGGCCCCCAGCCUUUCCCUCCCUCUCCCCAGGCUUCCCCUCCCUGGCGUCCUUCCGCUCCUUCCCCUUCUCCCUCUCCCCCCUCUCCCACCGCCAGCCCCACCCACAGACACAGCCUCAGCCUCAGCCACAGCCACAGCCACCCCCUCCCCCUCCCCCGCGCUGGAAACCCCUGCUGCUCGUCAUCCCCCUGCGGAUGGGCAUCAACAGCAUCAACCCUGUCUACAUCCAGGCCCUCAAGGAGUGUUUCAAGAUGCCUCAGUCAUGUGGUGUCCUGGGGGGGAAGCCCAACCUAGCCUACUACUUCAUUGGAUUCAUAGGAGAUGAGCUCGUUUACUUGGAUCCCCACAAUACCCAAUCAGCUGUAGAAUCUGAAUCAGGCACUUUGGUAGACGACUCGAGCUACCACUGUCAAAGGACCCCACACAGAAUGAAGAUCACCAGCUUGGAUCCCUCUGUGGCUUUGGGUUUUUUCUGUAAGAGUGAAGCGGACUUCGAUAGCUGGUGUAAUUUGGUCCAACAGGAGAUCCUGAAGAAGAGGAAUCUGCGCAUGUUUGAGCUGGUGGAGAAACACCCCUCCCAUUGGCCUCCCUUUGUCCCGCCCACCAAACCUGAGGUGCAGACCACCGGUGCAGAGUUCAUUGAGUCCCCAGAUCAGCUGUCGGAGGAGGAGUUUGAGAUCCUCAACGUGUGACGUGUGACAUGUGAUGGCGUGGCUGUCCCCCGUCUACCUGAUGACCUGAAGGAGCGUCUGUGGAACACCCUGAUGCCACCUUUCGAUGCCCCAUUGCCCCCACCCCCCAUUGCCCCCCCCCCCCAAAUGCCCUCUCU
Molecule: messenger RNA, 1498 nt
Organism: Engraulis encrasicolus (European anchovy)
Lineage: Eukaryota; Metazoa; Chordata; Actinopteri; Clupeiformes; Engraulidae
Gene: atg4a
Product: autophagy related 4A, cysteine peptidase
Exons: 13
Coding region: 30-1361 (443 amino acids)
Molecular function (GO): protein-phosphatidylethanolamide deconjugating activity
Source: RefSeq, a predicted model, not a curated record